Molecule: messenger RNA, 2330 nt
Organism: Nelumbo nucifera (sacred lotus)
Lineage: Eukaryota; Viridiplantae; Streptophyta; Magnoliopsida; Proteales; Nelumbonaceae
Gene: OTP80
Product: Tetratricopeptide repeat (TPR)-like superfamily protein
Biological process (GO): RNA modification
Molecular function (GO): zinc ion binding; protein binding; RNA binding
Source: RefSeq, a predicted model, not a curated record
AAACGAGUGGUCCAAAGCAGUAAAUCCGUCCUCGCUUGAGCGCAAGUCGAUAUACCCCCGCCCGCACGAGAAAGGCUACACAAGACAGAACAGAUUGGCCAAUGGGUUCCCUCACCCUGGUCGCUGCUAGCACAUCUCCCUUCCUGCCAUAUUCAAAUUCAAAUAGAAGAAACUCCGAUGAUCGAUAUGGAAUCAUCACCCAGUUGCAGAAGUGCAGAAAUAUCAGCGAAGUCCACCCUUUACAUGCUAGAAUAAUCAGAAACGGCCACGAGCAAGACCCUUUUGUACUGUUUGAGAUGAUUCGUCUUUGCUUCAACCACAAUUCCAUGGAUUAUGCUACCAAAGUUUUUAACCAGAUUGAAGACCCUAAUGUGUAUCUGUUCACUGCUCUUAUUGAUGGAUAUGUUUCAACUGGUGCUUAUCUUGAUGGAAUUCGGGCAUACUCUAGAAUGGUGGGUGAAUUCGUCGAACCUGAUCCAUAUGCAAUCACGUCCAUUCUGAAAGCUUGUGGAUACAAAUUGGCCUUGAAGGAGGGGCGGGAAGUUCACGGUCGGGUCUUAAAGUUGCAGCUCAAUUCCAAUAGACUUGUUCGGAUGAAAUUGAUGGAAUUUUAUGGCAAAUGUGGGGAAUUCAGGGAUGCACGACAAGUCUUUGAUGAAAUGCCUGAGGGAGAUGUUGUUGCUUCAACUGUAAUGAUAUCUUGUUACGUCAAUCAUGGGUUGAUCAAUGAUGCAUAUGCACUUUUUUAUCAGGUUCCAGUCAAAGACACGGUCUGCUGGACAGCAAUGAUUGAUGGAUUUGUUAGAAAUGGAGAGAUGAACAAAGCCUUGGAGCUUUUUAGGGAAAUGCAGAGGGAUGGUGUGAGACCUAAUGAAGUUACUAUUGUGUGUGUUCUAUCUUCUUGUUCACAAUUGGGAGCGCUAGAACUUGGAAAAUGGAUUCAUUCUUAUGUGGGCAAGUAUAACAUCAAGCUGAAUCAGUUUGUGAGGUCAGCUCUCAUAAGCAUGUAUUCAAGAUGUGGUAGUUUAGAUGAAGCUCAAAAACUGUUUGUGGAGAUGGUUGAAAAAGAUGUUGUGACAUAUAAUUCGAUGAUUGUAGGACUUGCCAUGCAUGGGAGGAGCAGUGAAGCUAUUGAGCUCUUUCAGGAGAUGGUGAAGCAAGGGUUGAAACCAACCUACAUUACCUUUGUUGGUGUUCUGAAUGCCUGUAGUCACGGGGGUUUGGUUGACCUAGGUUUCAAGAUCUUCCAUUCCAUGACCAGAGACUAUGGAAUUGAACCACGAAUUGAACACUAUGGAUGCAUGGUGGAUCUCCUUGGUCGCGUUGGCCAUCUUGAAGAGGCUUAUGACUUUAUUGGAAGAAUGAGAGUGGCACCAGACCACAUUAUAUGGGGAGCAUUGCUUAGUGCCUGCAAGAUCCAUGGAAACCUGAAACUAGGAGAGCUGGCUGCAAAAAUAUUAGUUGAAGGUGGGGCUGCUGAUUCGGGAACUUAUGUUCUUCUAUCAAAUGUCUAUGCUUCAUCUGGGAAAUGGGAGGAAGCAGCACGGGUGAGGGCAAAGAUGAAAGAGAGUGGAAUUCAGAAGGAACCAGGUUGCAGCUCAAUUGAAGUGAAUAAUGAGAUCCAUGAGUUUCUUUUGGGGGACCUCAAACACCCCCAGAGGGAAGCAGUUUACAAAAAGUUAGAGGAGUUGAACAUAAUUUUGAAAUCAGAAGGGUAUUCUCCAGCCACAGAGGAAGUUUUGCAGGACAUAGGGGAUGGGGAGAAGGAGUGGGCAUUGGCAAUCCACAGUGAGCGGCUUGCAAUAUGCUAUGGGCUAAUAUCAACCAAACCAAGGACCACACUAAGGAUAGUGAAGAACCUAAGAGUGUGCAAUGACUGUCACUCAAUGAUCAAGUUAAUUGCAAAAAUCACACAAAGGAAAAUCGUGGUGAGAGAUCGGAACAGAUUCCACCAUUUUGAAGAUGGAUCCUGUUCUUGUGGGGAUUAUUGGUGAAACAAAAUACCUCUAUCAUUCACUCUAUGUGUAAAAAAAAAUAGAAAGGAAAAAAACAAAAGAAACUCACUAGCUCCCCCUUUACACCUCAGGUAGGACACAGCCUUCUUCUUUAUGCUUGAAAGGUCGAAUUUGGAAAGGUCACACCUUCAUUCAUCUUGGUUCCUAACAUCAGCGUCAAUCACAGUGUCACUACAUAGAUAACCUCCCCAAUACAGCUAUUCCAAGUUCCAUAGCCCAUUAGUUGGCACUUUUCAAUUAUGAGUCCCAUCUAAGUCUAAACAUUGAUGGUGAACCUAAAAUAGAUAUAGAGCCUUCUUGUGGAUUGCUUUCUUC